GUUGUUGAUCACUUUCAGAGUCCUCGGAAUGUCGGUUCUUUUGAUAAGGAUGACAUCAACGUCGGCACUGGACUUGUCGGCGCCCCAGCGUGCGGCGAUGUCAUGAAACUCCAAAUUAAAGUCGACGGCGAAGGCAAAAUUGUCGACUCGUGCUUCAAAACGUUUGGCUGCGGUUCGGCAAUUGCUAGUAGCAGCGUAGUUACUGAAUGGGUGCAGGGACAGCACAUUGAAGAAGCGGUGGCAAUAAAGAACGACGAAAUCGCAAAACAUCUCAACUUGCCGCCCGUAAAGCUCCAUUGCUCUAUGCUUGCCGAGGACGCGAUAAAAGCCGCGGUCAAAGAUUUGAAGCGAAAAAAAAUCGCAGCGGGAAUCCCGAUGAAAUAG
Messenger RNA from Micromonas commoda, 384 nucleotides. RefSeq lists its product with no specific name. Lineage: Eukaryota; Viridiplantae; Chlorophyta; Mamiellophyceae; Mamiellales; Mamiellaceae. The record is from RefSeq and is a predicted model, not a curated record. Gene Ontology annotation, cellular component: mitochondrial matrix; cytoplasm. Gene Ontology annotation, molecular function: 2 iron, 2 sulfur cluster binding; ferrous iron binding. Gene Ontology annotation, biological process: iron-sulfur cluster assembly; intracellular iron ion homeostasis. The annotation marks the transcript as partial. The transcript is spliced from 2 exons.